AAGGAAGUGACCCAUUCUAAUCGUAAAUCCUCAUCUUCCAGAAGCCCACUACCGGUCAGAGCUCCCCAUUUGUUGCGCGUUCACUGCGCGCCAAGGAAAGCCACCCCUUAGAAUGAGCUGCGGGCCCCUUGCCAAUGCCCACCUCGCAAAACCAUUUCUAUACCAUAUUUCUUGGACUUCACUCAUGUUUGCUUGGUAUUUGUAGAGUCUUUCUUUUGGUCUCUCGCUCCUGUGCGCAUAUUUCUCGACAUUCAUUUGCAGAAACAUACAAACAUACAUUGUCCUUCCUUGAUAUAGGCCCCUUGGAUCAACUUUCCUACCACCUGCGUCCAGUGUUUGGGCAGGUGCGAACUUGAGACAAGCACUGUCUAGCCAGCCAACUUUUCCCACUCUCGAUUUAUAUAUACAAUAUCGUCAUAGACUCAACAUUUGGAUAGCUCUUCGUCCGCAAUCAUGAAGACUUUCGGCGUUGCGUCCAUCGCUACAGCUGUGCUGAGCGGUGUUUCUCUUUUUGCAUCUUCAGUCACAGCAGCAGAUCUUCCCUCCAUUGUCAUUAAGGGAUCUCAUUUCUUCUACGAGAACGGGACCGAGUUCUUCAUUCGUGGUAUCGCAUAUCAACAAGAUGUCAACUCAAACACAACCGCUGGGUCGACAUUCACAGAUCCUUUGGCGGAUGAGGCGGGAUGUACACGAGAUGUUCCUAUUCUCCAGUCCCUAGGAACCAAUGUCAUCCGAGUCUACGCCAUCAACGCGUCCCUAGACCACUCUGCGUGUAUGUCUAUGCUACAAGACGCGGGUAUCUACGUUAUUCAAGAUCUUUCCAACCCAUCAUCCUCAAUCAACCGAAACGAACCAGAAUGGAACACCGAACUCUUCGCGGACUAUGCUGCCGUUGUCGACGCCAUGGCCAACUACACCAACGUCUUGGGUUUCUUUGCUGGUAACGAGGUCUCUAACGAUGUCAACAACACCGAAGCCAGUGCUUUCGUCAAGGCUGCAGUUCGAGAUAUGAAGUCGUACAUCAAGACAAAGGGUUACCGAACCAUUGGUGUUGGAUAUGCCACCAACGAUGACGCCAACAUCCGUAUCAAUCUUGCACACUACUUCAACUGUGGUAGCAGUGAUGAGUCCAUCGACUUCUGGGGAUACAACAUCUACUCAUGGUGUGGUGACUCUUCGUACACUGAGUCUGGUUAUGAUCAGAGAACUGCAGAGUUUGCCAACUAUUCCGUCCCUGCUUUCUUCGCUGAAUACGGAUGCAACACCGUUGAGCCCCGCCCAUUCACUGAAGUCCAAGCAAUCUAUGGCGAGAAUAUGACUGGUGUAUGGUCUGGUGGUAUUGUCUACAUGUACUUCCAGGAAGCCAACAACUAUGGUCUUGUCUCUGUCGACGGAACUUCUGUUACUAAAUUGGCUGGCUACACUUCUCUUUCAGCUCAACUCGCCAAGGCCACCGCAAGCUCGACAGCAUCGUCUGCUUACACUGUCACAAACACCGUUGCCCAAGCAUGCCCUGCUACUGGUGCUUCUUGGGCCGCCGCAAGCGCUCUGCCUCCAAUUGCCAAUGCCGACCUUUGCGAGUGCAUGAUGUCCUCGCUCUCUUGCCAAGCCAACACUGGUCUUUCUGGAAACGAGACUGCCACCCUUUUCAGCACUGUAUGCGGUCUUGACAACAGCGCUUGUGCAGGUAUCACUGCAAAUGGAACCACUGGUGUAUAUGGUGCAUAUUCUAUGUGUACAUCAUACCAACAGUUGUCCUUCGCAUUCGACCAGUACUACAAGACCCAAAACAAGGCCUCAACUGCCUGCGACUUCAACGGAAAUGCCAAGGUCAAGUCAAGCUCGACUAGUAGCACCUGCUCCAGCCUUCUCAGCGAAGCCGGAACUGCUGGUACCGGAACCGUCACCAACGCAGCCACCGCAACCGCGACUGGCGGAUCAAGCGGUGCAUCCGGUUCAUCAUCAACCACCAGCAAGAGCGCUUCAGGCGCCGUCAUCGUCCCUCGAUUUGAUAUGGGCCUGUUGCAUCUCGGAGCCUACCUCUUGGCUGCCGGUCUCGCUGGUGUGGGCAUGAUUGUGUUGUAGAUAUACCAUUCUGGACUGGUCUCGCAUUGUAUUAUCUGUAUUUGGCAUCGCUUGGAUGGAGGCAGUUAUGACAUGAUUAAAAACUCAUUAUCUUUUUUGACAGCCCGGCUGUCCGUUCCUUAUGGUUUCCUUUCCAUGCAUUCGAGACGUUUGUUAGAGGACUCGGCCUUAAUUGUAGCAUGACGAAAUUAGAAUGUUGUGAUCAAAAUUAUGAUACUUGGCUUUCUUUCCUCGCCAAUGUAGUGACCUGAGUUGGAUGAAAACAUCAUAAUUUCCAGAUUCAUACACAGUAAAUGCUACCUCUAAAAUGCUCC
Molecule: messenger RNA, 2399 nt
Organism: Mollisia scopiformis
Lineage: Eukaryota; Fungi; Ascomycota; Leotiomycetes; Helotiales; Mollisiaceae
Exons: 3
Coding region: 454-2085 (543 amino acids)
Biological process (GO): fungal-type cell wall (1->3)-beta-D-glucan biosynthetic process
Cellular component (GO): fungal-type cell wall; cytoplasm
Molecular function (GO): 1,3-beta-glucanosyltransferase activity
Source: RefSeq, a predicted model, not a curated record